AGCUAGAAGCUGGCUAAUAUUUACAAAGUAGAUAUUCAUUUAAGUACGUUUCAGAGUUUCCCGCUCAUACUGUUUACUCCUUGCUGCUCUGUCAAAUCACACGACGGGGAAAAAAAUACACAGUGACGAAGUUUCGUAUUUGGCCAUUAAAUGAGAGCUCAUGGAGAAAAGCUUCAGUCAGUGGAAGAAGCAGUGUCUGAACAAGCUGGACCUGAGUAAGAAGGGCAGUGUGGAUGAAGACAUUGUCCAUGUAGUGUCUCUGCUCAACAGCUGUGAGGAGUACUUCACCACCAGCUCCUGCUCCGGCAGAGUCAUCCUCACUGACGGGGCUCCAGAGAGCAGUGCUGUCCAGAAACAGAACUGUGUCUGGCUGUUUGUCUCACACCACAAAUGCAAAUGUGAUGAACUGACGUCUGCUCUGGCCAAGUCCACUGGAGAUGCUGUGUUGAAAUUCGAGCCCUUCGUCCUCCAUGUUCAGUGUCGCAGGCUGGAAGAUGCUCAGCUGAUGCACUCUGUGGCUGUCAACUCAGGCUUCAGGAACUCUGGUCUCACUGUCAGCAAGACAGGAAAGAUCAUCACGGCAGUCCGUAGCACCCAUGGCCUGGAGGUUCCUCUCAGCCACCAAGGAAAGCUGCUGGUAGAACAAGACUACAUUGAUUUUCUUACUCAGACAGCCAAUCAAAAGAUGGAAGAGAACCUCAGACGGAUCCACAGGUUCUACCAGAAUCUCCAGGCUGCUCUGACUGCAGAUAAACUACAAAAACUACAAAUCCCAGAUCCUCCCAACUCACAGGAACUUAAAGAUCCCUCUCAGAGACUGGAGACAGAAAAGGGAGAAAAAGGAGAGGAGGAUGAGGAGGAGAAGAGAAGCAAAUCAAGUGUUUAUAAACGGAGGCGAAAACGAGGACAGCAAAAUCAGACUGUCGGUCGCCAUGGUGACAGAGACAGCAGUGUGCCAGAGCUGGAUGAUUGUCUGGAUCUGUUUACAUGAACUAGUGGCUCUCUGGGUCUGGAGCUCAGUGUAGCAUUGAAUGUUUUGUUGCUCGAAUGCAGAGCGAACUAGCAUUUGGUAUUUUGUCUUAAAAAGGACUCAAAUCAACAUAUUGGUUAUCAAAAUAGUUGGCAAAUUGUUACAGCUCUAGAUAUCAUAUUUAAUGUCCACAUCCACGCAAAGAACAGACUGAAAGAGACUGCACACAGAUCUGCACUCUUCUUCUGAGAGUUGUAGGCAGUCAACUGAACAGUGAGCCGAUUCUACUUUUAUUUCUUCUGUCCUACCAGAUAGCUAACAGCUGUCUGCAGAUAUCAGACUGAUCACAAGACACACAAACAUAAGGAGAGGAUGAUUUUGUGAGAAUACUUUUCUGCUCUGUCUCUGCUGAAAUUGUUUCUUAGAGUGAAUGUGACGGUCCAGAGAUGUGUAGAAUAACCUGUUUGUUUAGAAUAAUAUAUAUAAUGACAGCCUUGCAGGUGGUGCCAAUUUAUGUUCUUAACUGUUUUGCACAUGAAGUCCUAAAAUAUAAUGUUUCAGUCAUGUUUUAGUUUCCCUGCAUUUGUGGGAGUUGGCUCUUUUGUUACUGUUUGUUCUGAUUAUUCAUUCAUUAAGAGAGCAGGAGACUGUAUAUCACCAUGGUAACCUAUGUAGCAUGUCUAAGCUGCUCCGGAGCAGGUUCAGGCAUGAAGAUAAUGUUAUUAGUAAGCAGUAAUUACAAUUUGAUCCAAUCAGCUCCCUCGA
Scomber scombrus (Atlantic mackerel) is the source of this 1735-nucleotide messenger RNA. RefSeq names its product tRNA-yW synthesizing protein 3 homolog (S. cerevisiae) (gene tyw3). Lineage: Eukaryota; Metazoa; Chordata; Actinopteri; Scombriformes; Scombridae. The coding region runs from base 161 to 991 and encodes 276 amino acids. Gene Ontology annotation, molecular function: tRNA methyltransferase activity. The record is from RefSeq and is a predicted model, not a curated record. The transcript is spliced from 6 exons. Gene Ontology annotation, biological process: tRNA methylation. Gene Ontology annotation, cellular component: cytoplasm.